GAGCCUCGCAAGAUUUGGACGAUUUGUUUGCAGAUCUAAAUGUAAAGACAGCAAAGCCCUCUCAUGAGCGCCGUUCAUUAAUACAGGCACGAGUUUCGUCUUUUGCUGAUCAGACGAAUACGCGUUGGCACCCUGAAAACCAACGAAUGGUAAAUUCGAUGUCUAGUAUCUCCUCGGCAUCUGAAAGACUCUCGGAAAUUUCAUUGAAAUCCAAUGAUGCACUUUCUACCAGCUCAACGUCUUCAAUGACAUCCACAUCAGCUUUUGGCUUUAUCGGAAAUAGUGUUCCAAAUAAUGGAAAAUCAAACCAAUCGUUCCAAUCACAGUCACAACGUCCAUCUUCCAUUUUGAAAGCGAACCGCAUGUCCAAGGCUAACAAAGUUUCACUUGAAGAACUUGGAAUUAAUACAGAUCGUACCGUCACAACACCUUUAUGGAAAUCAAUGAAAACAUUAGAAACAGAUCAAGCAAAUGCUCUAACAAAUGAAGAUUAUAUUCAAGCGGAUAAACUUACUCAUGAUAUACAAGAAUUAAAUAGUAAAAUCCAAACUUUUUGUGGGGUGUUACCUGGAAUAGAACAGACUUUAAAUGAAUUGAGGGAAAAGCAAGUUAAAUAUUUAAAAAGUCAAGCAGAAAUAAGCAAGACAUUGGAAAAAGAAUUUAUAAAAAAAAAGAAAGAAGAAGAGGAGGCCUUUAAGCAAUACGCUGCAGAUAUGGAGAAUCUACAUAAUAUUGAAACAAAAAAAAUUAAUGAAAUGCGAAAAGAAAUUGAUAAAGAGAAUAGUGAAAUCGUCUUCGGAUUAGACAUCUGGAAUAAAGGUGUUGCUGAUUUGAAUGAAAGAAUAGAAGAACGUGUUCGCGAUGAAAAGUUGGAACGUGAAUCUCUAUUAAAGAAGCGUGAGAAUGUUCAAACUCAAAUAGCCGAGCUUUUACAACGUCUUGAAAAACUUAGGGCCGAAGAAGAAAGUUAUACAAGGCAAAUCACAGAUAUUGAUUUACAAAUUGAAAGUAUUACUACCGAAUUUCACGUGGAACGGGAUGAAAAUACUCGAGAAAAAAAUGAUUUAGAUAGAAGAAGGCAUGAAAUUGAUAAUAAGACGAGGCAUGUAGAAGAAGUGGAGACAAAUUUACAUCAAAGACUUGAAAAUUAUCGCAAGAGACAAGAAACGUCACAAGAGCAAUUGGAAUCAUUAGAACAACGCAUUGGUGAAAUUAAAUUGACGGCUAAGGUAUAUCGUGAAGAAUCUGCCGAGGUUGAAAAACUGAUAGAACAUUUAAAAGAUCGUAAUCAGAGAGAUAACGAUUGUGAAAAAGAAAUUUUCGAUAUACGACUACAAAUGGAAGAAAGUGAUACGGAAGUUAAGCGAUUAACCUCAAAAGUGAUGCACGAUCAACAAACUUAUUCAACCAUUAAACAGGAUAUAUCGACGAUAGAUACCCAAAUACCAGCGUUAGAAGAACAAAAAAAGCUGGCGGUCGCAGGGCGAGACUUCAAAUCUGCAGGACGUUUAGCCAAUAGAAUAAAAGAUCUUCAAUCGACGCGCGAUGAGCGAACAAAAUUUCUAGAAACGAAACGUGCAAGUUUAGAACGUGAUCAAGAAAGUCUGAAAGCAUCAAGAAAAAUAUUAGAAGAAAAUACAACAAAAUUUGCCGAAGCAGUGAAAAGAAUUGGGUCGGAACUGGGAGAAGAAUUGCAGGAAUCUCUUCUUCAAUUACGGUCAAGAUAUGAUGUAGCUACUCAGCAAAAACUGAAUACUUUGCAAAGUUUACUGCAGAAUGAAAUACAAGGAAUGGAAUAUCGCAUAAAUCACGUGCGAGUGAGAUAUGGUAUAGCGACAGAAGAGGAUCCUUAA
Messenger RNA from Dentiscutata erythropus, 1853 nucleotides. The record is from the annotation of a GenBank genome assembly. Lineage: Eukaryota; Fungi; Glomeromycota; Glomeromycetes; Diversisporales; Gigasporaceae.